CCGUCUGAUGGGAAACCCCCCGGCCUCCUCCUUCAUGGGCAGCUUCCUCACCGGCAGCCUGGGCCCAGCAGCCUCUGCACACGCCAGCGGCCCCACGUCCUCUCCCUCUGAACCGGCCUACCGAGGAUCCCACCCCGCCACCUCCCAGAUCUGGUUCUCCCACUCCCAUGAAGCUCCUGCGUACCCCAGAUUUUCGGGGAGUCUGGCAUCUACCUUUCUACCCGUGAGCCACUUGGAUCACCAUGGAAACAGCAAUGUUCUCUAUGGGCAACAUCGUUUCUAUGGAACCCAAAAAGAUAACUUCUACCUGCGCAACCUGCCCCCACAGCCUGCCAUCCUCCCUGCCAACCACAACUUUCCUGGAGUGCCGAGAGCCACCCCUGCCCAUCCCAUCGGCUCCUGUAGCCGGGACCGCGUAGAGGCCGCCUCCCUGCAGAAGGGUCCUAAGGAGUUUGACCGUUUCCUCAUGGGUAAAGAGCUGGGCAAAGAGAAAACCAGCAAGGUAGCAGAAGGCAGGGAGCGGCCAGCCCCAGAGGAAGACGGCAGCAAAGACAGACAAAAGCUGGUGCCACCCAUGCCCGCUGAUGGGCCUUGCAAGGAGGCAGGCCCUGCCCCCCGGGGGUCCUGUGAGGGCCGCCCCAAACACCUCACCUCCUGCCUGCUUAACACCAAGGUCCUCAACGGCGACGUGGGCAAAGCCUCGCUGGCCAGCUGUGCAGGGAGCAUGCUGGGCCGGCCCAGCACAAACGUAGCAGCACCUGGACGCUGCGCCAAGGAGGUGGCAGGCCCCGUGGAGCCUGGGCCAGCCUUCAGCGAGUGCCUGGAGCGCCGGCAGAUGCUGCACCACUCUGUGUCCUACACGGUACCCUCUGGCCUGCCCACCGGGCCGCCCCCGCCCCUCAACACAGGCCCUGCAGCCUCCUUCCCCUGUCUGCAGCUGCAUGCAGGUCCAGAUGGGCUCUGUCCCCUGCAGGACAAAGUCUCCCGGGACCUAAAGGCCAGCGGGCCCACCUUUGUGCCUUCUGUGGGACAUCUGGCCGACAAGAGCCGCCCUUUCCAAGUAGCGGAGGCCUGUGCUGUGGCAGGUGAUGGCAAGGACCGGCAUCUGGACGGGGCUGUGGCCCCUGACCAUGGUGCACCCUAUGGAGUCUCCUAUGCCCACCUAAAGGCCGAGGGCAAGGGCGACCGGCGACCUGGGGGCUUUGAGGCAGCCCUCCACCCCCGGCUGAAGGGUCUAGAGUAUCUUAGUGCAGGCCCCGACGCCCCCUUCCCUGGACUUCCUAAAGGUGGUCUGGACAGAAGCGGCUACUUCGAGUUGCCCACUCAUGCACAGGACUGUGCCGGGCCCAAUCACCAAGACCCACUUGGUGGGAAGGCCACCCAGGCCUGCUGCACUUUAGACAAAGCUGCCAGCAAAGAGGCCCCUGCUGGCCCUCCAGGGGCCCAGAAGGUGGCCCGGAUCCGCCACCAGCAGCACUUGGUGGCGCCUGAGGUAGAGGCAGGAGGUGGUGGGGUUGAGACUAAACGCAAGUCUGUGGAACUGGCGUCUCUGGGUUAUAGCGGGCCCCAUAUGUCGCCAUGGGGUGUUCAGACAGGCCACGGCGCCUCCAUGGCCAUCGGUGAGGAACGGAAGGGCAGUGCCUACCUCGACCCCUUUGGAAGCGGCCUACAGCAGGCAGCUCUCCUCACGCAGGAGCUGCCGACUCCGCCAGACGAGGUCUCAGCCAUGAAGAACCUGCUCAAGUACAGCAACCAAGCCCUGGUUGUGGGCCAGAAGGCUCCAUUUGUGGGCCUGGGUGGCCUCAAAGCCAGCUGUGUCCAGCAGGAAGCCAAGUUUCCUGCCUCGAAGGGCCCAGGCCCAGUGGAGAGGCCCGACUGCGCCCGCAGCCGGGAGCACGAGGCCCCACACGGAGACGGAGAGGUGCGGCAGCCGCCUGUGGGCAUCGCAGUGGCAUUGGCCCGGCAGAAGGACACAGUGAGCCGACCCGACGCGGCCUACAGUACCAACAGUGGGCGGCAGGGCAGGGCCGCUCCCGCCUUCAAAGCUGCGGGAGGACCUCGAGCCCCGCAUGCCCUGGACCUGGAGGGUGAGGAGGACAGGACACGGGUGUGUGACGAGCACCUGGGGCUGCCUGGCCGGGAGCUGCUGAUACAAGACAACAAAGACCUCGUGGAGUUUGCCCGGAUCCACCCUUCCAGCAGCUGCCCCGGAGACCUGGCUCCCCACCUCAUGAUGCAAGGCGGCCAGCUGAGCGGGGACCCAGCCCCGCACCCCCACCCUGCCCAUCCCCACUGGCUGCCCCGCACCCGAAGUCCCUCCUUGUGGAUGGGGGGACAUUCCUAUGGCCUCGGACACCCCGCCCUGCACCAGAACCUGCCCCCUGGCUUCCCAGCGUCGGUUCCCGGCUCCAUGCCCUCAGUGUUCCCCCUCCCCCAAGACGCACCCGCGCAGCUAGUCCUCUUACCCUCGGAAACUGCACCCCACGCCACUCCUCACACGCUUGCUGACGUUAUGGACCAGGCCUCACGGUGGCCCCCCAUGUAUGGGGCACGGGGUCCUGCCUCCCACAUGCAGCAUCCCGGCCAGCUCCCUGUGUACUCGAGGUCCCAGCUGCUUCGGCAGCAAGAGCUGUACGCACUGCAACAGCAGCAGCAGCAGCAGCAGCAACAACAGCAACAGCAACAGCAGCAGCAACGGACCACUCAGGCUCUGGAGCUACAGCGGGCUGCCCAGUUCCAGCGCAAGCCUGAGGACCGCCACAUGGAGCUGGAGGAGCCUGCACAGGAGAAGGCCCCAAAGCCGACCCACAAGCCAGUUGCCUUAACCCCCAUGGCCAAGGGCACCCCCUCAUCUGCCAGUGCAGGCCUGGUCAAGCUGUCACCCUGCUGCCGCUCACCCUCUCUGAAGACCCCUGCUGGCUGCCCCACACCUCCACCUCGUCCCAGUGCCCCCUGCACUUUAUCCAUCUGCCCCACUGGCAGCCCAGGGCCUGGCUCCAAGGUGCCUAGCACCAAGGACAAGAGUGGGGAGGGCCAGCGGGCUGGAACCAACCUUACCACGCUGGAACCAGAACUGCCUCCAGGAUUGAACCCCACGGCUGGCGUGGACUUCUCCCUCCCCUCAGACCUGCACUCCUCUGACCUCCCAGACCCCAAAACUAUGCAAACCACUACCCCAGGGACUCGGCCUGAGCCCGCAAGGACGUUCUUGACUGGGGAGCCACCCCCCUGCAGCCCCAGAAGCCUGGAGGAGCCUGGGCUCUCCAGGGCCAGGGAGGCCGCCCCGGACCUCACCAUUGUCCCCCACCCUGCUGAGCGGGGACUCCCACUAAGGAAGGCAGAGGACCCCGGCCCACUUGAGGGGUUACAAGCACUGAGAUUUGGAGGCCUCCUCGAGGGAGGGGACACUGAGGCUACUGGCCAGACUAAUUCUACUCAGGGAGGGAUGCAAAAUGAGAGGACCAUGGACCUGGGGACCCCACAGCCCCCUUCGGGGGCUGCCCCUCAAGCACUGGAACAGGGAGCAGGGAGCCCCGUUGCCCUGGACAAUGAUGAAGGUUCACAGAAGGCCCCUGAUGCGGCCCAGCUGGAGGAGGAAGCCCAGCUGGAGGAGAGUGGGGGGGACUCAGAGAUGGACUGGGGGACUCCCAACCCCAGCCACUCACCCAAAGCGCUGCCAGGCUUGGAUGCCUUGGUGGCUGCCACUGUGGACCUAGGGGACCUGCCUGACAUCAGCCUGCCAGACUCUCAGACCCCAGCAGCCUCCGGGCCACUCAGCACGGCCCCUCUGCCCCGUAGCUCAGGGAUUCAUGGGAUUGCCCUGCUCAGCGAGCUGGCUGAUCUGGAGAUCCAGCGGCAGAAGAGCGAGCUGGCCACGCAAGCAGAGGACGAGGAUGUGCUAGCCUUCAACCUGCAGCACCUGGCCACGCUGGCCACAGCCUGGUCCCUGGUGGAGGCUGCUAGCCUGGACAGCUCAGUUACUUCACUGCAGGCCCCAGUGGCUGACCCAGACAGAGGCCCCAGGCUCACCCCUAGAAUGCAGAUCCUGCAGCGCAAGGACACCUGGGCCCCUAAAGCCAAGCCUGUUUGUCCCCUGAAGGCUGCCAUCGAGCGGCUGGACACGCAGGAAGUGGAGAUGCGCAUGCAGCUGGCGGAGCUGCAGAGGCGAUACAAGGAGAAGCAGCGGGAGCUGGCGCGCCUGCAGCGCAGGCAUGACCAUGAGAGGGAGGAGAGCUCACGGAGUCCCGCAAGGCGGGGGCCUGGCAGGCCUCGGAAGCGCAAACACUCCAGCUCACUGCCCACCCUGCGUCCCGGCGGCCAGCUCGCCAGAAGUGACGGCAAGAAAGCCAAGGCUGUUCGUGCCAGUCUGAGUCUGCUGUGUGCGGAGCUACGCGGCGAGGAGCCCACAAGGAAGCGAAGCAAACUGGAAAAGAGUGCCUACACAGGCCUGCAGGCGGCCUCCGCAGGAAAGGUGCGGAGCAAGAGCAGUGGCCAGGCCGAGCUGUCUUCCUCCGCUGCCCACAAGGUGGCCCAGUUGAAGCCAAAGGUCAGGAGCCAGGGGCUGCCUGCCGGCCUCAGUGCCUUCCAGCACAAAGAGGCCGCCCCCAGUGGGCGCAUCCGCAAGAAGCUCUCCAGAGCCAAGAGUGGCAGAGUGGCGGGGGCAGCUCGGCAUCCACACCCCGAUACGGACGGUGGCAGGGAGACGCCCAAGUUCCAAGCCCAGCCAGCAGUGGCUGUGGCCCACGAGGCAGGCAACGGCUAUGACAGUGAAGACUGCCAGGCACUCCUGGGGACAGAGGUGGCUCCCAGGGAGCCUGGGCUGGUGUUGCACCCAGGGCCUGGUGUGGCAGUGUUGGGACCCUCCCCUUCCUCCGUGGUCAAGAUGGAAGCCAACCAGAAGGCCAAGAAGAAAAAGGAGAGGCAGGGCUUGCUAGGGCCCUGCCGCCUGUCCAGCCCUGAGGGCGAGGUUAAGAUCAAGAGACGGACAGUAAAAAGCAAGGUGGGCCCCAAGCUGGAGCGGGCACCAGGGCGGCAGCCUCCAGGUGCACCUGGCAAGAGGAAAGCCAAGGGCAAGGCGAAAAGUAGCCUUCGAGCAGAGCCUGGGACUGCCACCAGCAGAGAUGCCCUUUUCAGCCCCACCCGGACCUUUUCCUGCCGAGAGGAGGGCAGCAAACUUGCCAGUGAGCGCCUCAAGAGAGCCACACGCAAGAGCGCCAUGUUGCAGCCAGUCCUGAGGAGGAAGAAUGGGGCCUUGUCCAUCGCCCUGUCAGCCCGAAAUGCCAAGGCCAUCCUGGGGAAGAGCAGGAAGCUGACGAAGGUGAAGAGAGAGACGGUCAGCAAGCAGGGCCAGGGCCGAGCCGUGAGCCGGCUGCUGGAGAGCUUCGCUGUGGAGGAUGACUUCGAGUUUGACGACAGCAGCUUCUCGGACGAGGAAGAGGAAGAAGAGGAAGUCGGCGUCCAGCUGAGCGCAGAGCAGAGUGCCGCCCUGGCGCGCUCCUGCACCAUCCACAAGGAGGACCUUCAGGACGGACUGCCCGUGCUGAUCCCAAAGGAGGACAGUCUGCUCUACGCGGGCAGCGUCAGGACCCUGCAGCCCCCCGAUAUCUACAGCAUCGUCAUAGAGGGCGAGAGAGGCAACCGGCAGAGGAUCUACUCACUGGAGCAGCUGCUGCAGGAAGCGGUUCUUGAUGUCCGGCCCCAGUCCAGCCGGUACCUCCCACCUGGGACCCGGGUCUGUGCCUACUGGAGUCCAAAGUCUCGGUGUCUGUAUCCAGGCAAUGUGGUUCGAGGUGCUUCUAGCGAUGAAGAAGAGGGCCUGGAUUCGGUGGUGGUCGAGUUUGAUGAUGGAGACACGGGCCACAUAGCUGUCUCUAAUAUCAGGCUGUUGCCUCCGGACUUCAAGAUCCAGUGCACAGAGCCUUCUCCGGCCCUGCUGGUUUCCAGCAGCUGCCGGAGGACCAAAAAGGCAUCCAGUGAGACCCCCACGCCCAGUGAAGCCCCCACUCCCAGCCUGUCCCCGAAAGUGCAGGAUGGCCCUGAAACUUCCAAGACCCCUGGGAAGAAAUCCAUCGGCAAAGACAAAGCUGGCAAAGUAGACCUCCUGACCUCAGGUGCCAAGUCCCCGGCGGGGGCCUCUGACCACUUCCUAGGCCGCAGGGGCAGUCCCCUGCUGAGCUGGUCGGCAGUGGCUCAGACCAAGCGGAAAGCGGUGGCUGUGGCAGCGGCAGGUGGCAAAGCGCCAGGGGUGCUGCAGAACCUCUUCCAGCUCAACGGGGGCACCAAGAAGCUGCGGGCCCGGGAGACCCUGUUUCCCAUGCACAGCAUGGCUGCCCCUGUGUUUGGUAACAGCUUCCGAGCAGACUCCUUCAGCAGCCUGGCCAGUUCCUACACGCCUUUCGUUGGAGGGGCUGGGGCAGGCCUGCCCGGCGGGGCCCACAAGCUGCUCCGGGCCGAAAAGGCCGGGCGGCGGCGGGCAGGCAGCGAGUUUCUGGUUAAGUUGGACCAUGAGGGUGUGACCUCUCCCAAGAACAAAAACUGCAAGACUCUGCUUAUGAGCGACAAGGACUUCGGAGCCAAGCUGGGCCGGCCUCUGGCCAGCCCCAGUUAUGCACACCCGGCCCUCAUGGGCAAGGACAAGAAGGGGCGGGCGCCUGUGCACCCGCUACCCAUGGGACUAGCCCUGCGUAAGUACCCGCUGCCCUGUGACAGCGACUGCCCCAGCUCCUACUCCGAGGAGGAUGAGGACGGGCCGGGGCUGGCCGCCGGUGUGCCCUCCCGCUUCCUCACCCGCCUCUCCAUGUCGUCGUCGUCCUCCGGCUCGUCCACGUCCUCCUCCUCAGGCUCCAUGUCCACCUCCAGUCUCUGUUCGUCGGACAAUGAGGACUCCUCCUACAGCUCCGACGAUGAGGACCCCGCCCUGCUGCUGCAGACUUGCCUCUCGCGCCCCGUGCCGGCGCUCCUGGCUCCCCCCGAGGCCCUGCGCUCCAAAGGCGGCGCGCACGCCCACACCCACGCCCACGCCCAGCGCUGCUUCCUGUCCAGGGCCGGGGUGGCCGGGGCAGGGGCAGGGGCCGGUCCCAGUGGUGGGAAAUCCAAGUUCAAGCGCAAGGAGGCCCUGAGCUUCUCCAAAGCCAAAGAGCUUUCUCGGAGGCAACGGCUGCCCUCCGUAGAAAACCGGCCAAAGAUCUCAGCCUUCCUGCCCGCCCGGCAGCUCUGGAAGUGGUCUGGAAACCCCACACAGAGACGAGGCAUGAAGGGAAAGGCCAGGAAGCUGUUCUACAAGGCCAUCGUCCGAGGCAAGGAGACGCUGCGUGUCGGGGACUGCGCCGUCUUCCUGUCGGCCGGACGCCCCAACCUGCCCUACAUUGGGCGCAUCGAGAGCUUGUGGGAGUCGUGGGGCAGCAACAUGGUGGUGAAGGUGAAAUGGUUCUACCACCCCGAGGAGACCAACCUGGGGAAGCGGCAGAGCGACGGGAAGAACGCACUGUACCAGUCCUGCCACGAGGACGAAAACGACGUGCAGACCAUUUCCCACAAGUGCCAGGUGGUCGGGCGGGAGCAGUACGAGCAGAUGAUGCGAGGCCGAAAGUACCAGGACCGGCAGGACCUCUAUUACCUGGCAGGCACCUACGAUCCCACCACUGGGCGCCUGGUGACAGCGGACGGGGUGCCUAUCCUGUGUUGAGCUGCCUCCACCUCUGCCCACGCCGUCCAUAGUUGCAGCCAAGAGGUUGUCUGGCCGGGAGCUGGUCUGAGCGAAUAUGCGGCCCCCGAGGCGGGGUCGGGCUUCUCUGGAAGUUCUCUGGACCCCAGGCCCAUCCCAGCCAUCUGGAGGGAGGGCCGGGCUGGUCCCACGGGACUGGCUGCUCUGCUGCUUCGCCGCGUUCUCGAGAGAUUAGAAUCCAAGCCAUAUUUCCCUAGUACCUCCGACUGUCUCCCGCCAGGGAAAGCAGAAAUCAGACACUUUCCCUGGGACCGCACCUCCUCUGCUGACCUCAAGUGUGGAUGGUGGUAAGGCGGAGCCAGAGGCGCUAGAAUCAACAGUAGGAGGCAGGUGCUGCUCACCUGAGGGGGAGAGGCCCCUCCGGCUCCGCUUCUUUCAAUCUAGAACCUGGUCCUGGGGCUCCUCUGCCCACCCCACCCCCAAACAGUUUCUGGACCUUUUUUAUAGCAGAUGGCAUGGCAGGCUCAUGCAUGGAGUAUACAGCAAGGGUCCCUUCUGUUCUCUUGUACCCACAUCCUGGCCCCAUGUGCCAGGAGAGCUCAGCAGCCCUCACUUUUCCCGUGUUAGAGAGAGCAGGCCAGUCCCAUGGACAAAGGCCUUUGUCCUCAGAAAUACCUUGUGGUACACAUGCUCCCCAGUGCCUCACCAGGCCAAGGCUUUCCAGGAAGUAAGGAGUAUUGAUGGGCAUCCAACCCUAACUGGGACCCCUCAGCGUCUCUUCUUUUGCUCAGGCCCGCCAGGAGUCUGUCCUGGUCCCAGGGACUCUCUCUCACUAGUUGCUCAAAGGGCCACUCGUGGUGGCCUACAGGAUAAACAAGGGUACCCAUUCCUGGCUGUCCCACCACCCUGAGGCUUUCUGUUCUUCACGAGUGCAAUAUUUCAUUCCUGGUAGUCGCUGGAGGAGAUGGCCACCAAGGUCCUGCUCACAGCUAGGGAAGCAGGAAGAUGCUAGGUGAAGGGCCAGGGCUGGCACUAGGAAGGCUGCUGGGAAGCUGGUGCCAGAAGUAAGGCUGCUCUGUGGGCUGCCUUCUGGAUGUUUCUCUCUCCCUCUGCUGAGCUGUCCUAUUUACCUGUCUUCAUCUUUAUCCCCCGUUUUCCUUCUUUCUGUGUAUACACGCAAAUGGCGCGGCCCCUCCCCCCAGCUGCGGCUAACCGUGGUAAAAGCAGAUUCUUGUAAAUGUGUAAACUAAGAGGCUGGUUGAAUUUUUUUUUUCAAUGUAAACACUAAAUACAAAAAAAAAAAAAAAAAACCACGAAGGUUUUAUGAACAGCAAACUCUAUGUAAAGGCAUUUUAGUAUUAAAUUUUUUAUUGAUAACUUGCUUAAGAAUAAAUAUAUGAACUAUUG
Molecule: messenger RNA, 9070 nt
Organism: Psammomys obesus (fat sand rat)
Lineage: Eukaryota; Metazoa; Chordata; Mammalia; Rodentia; Muridae
Gene: Bahcc1
Product: BAH domain and coiled-coil containing 1
Exons: 27
Coding region: 8-7684 (2558 amino acids)
Molecular function (GO): chromatin binding
Source: RefSeq, a predicted model, not a curated record